Puccinia triticina is the source of this 1143-nucleotide messenger RNA. RefSeq lists its product as uncharacterized. Bases 1 to 1143 code for a protein of 380 amino acids. Lineage: Eukaryota; Fungi; Basidiomycota; Pucciniomycetes; Pucciniales; Pucciniaceae. The record is from RefSeq and is a predicted model, not a curated record. The transcript is spliced from 8 exons.
AUGAUCUCCAUCCGGCUCUUUGGCCUAAUCUAUCUAUUGGCCGAUUGGAACGUCACUCAAGCGUCAAACAUUCCGUUCAAGGUAACCAGAUUAGUUCCUCGUCGAUUUGCUCAAGAAUCGAAGCCCCUUCAACUCAGAAAACCACAUCCAAAAUGCCCUGGCGAAAUUUGUGGGACUAUUUACGGCGGGAUUACCGUGGCUUUGCUGGCAGCAGCAGAGCCUUGCGCCGCACAAGACAUCGCCGAUAAACUGAUUGAUGCUGUUAAGGAUCCGAAAAUUGAUAAAGAAGUUCGUGAAGACGUCAUCGAAAUGGCUAAAGCUGUUGCCGCUGCGGAGAAAAAUGUACCUCCGGACUUCUCAACGACUCCACCAAAGCUCCGGAAGGCGCUUCAUUGCCACAAAGAACCCAAGAACAAAGAACUUGAGGGUAUUGUUAUGAAGCAAGAUCCAGCAACCGAAGGAUUGAAGGAAUUUUUUGAUCCAAAAACCAAAAAGACUGUGCUAUUAGGCACCGAUCCACGUACUCUCCCUCGAGGCAAAGCAAAUAAUAAGGAUGAUGGAAGUGAAAAGGAUAAGGAUCGAGAGGAAGAUCAAAAAAAGAAAGAAAUCGAUAAAGAGGAUAAAGGUGGUGAUGGUGAUAAGGCCGGCGAGAAAAGGCCGGGGUUUUCUCAAAAGGCAGACGCAGAAGAUGAGAAAUUGGGAAUUUCGACGAAAAAAGAAUUCAACAGACAGCUAAACAAUGACGGUGGUGGUGGCGGCGGCGGUGGCGGCGACAAUGGUGGCGGCGGUAAGGGUGGUAGUGGUGAUGAUGAAUUUGAAAUUGAUAAGAGCAAGGCUGGAUUCAACAAAAAAUUCAUUGACCCUGAAUCUCUGAAGGAUUGCAAGAAUCCCAGGAUAAGAUUUGCAGCUGGUAUCAAUGGUAGAAAGAAAGAUGAAACAACUUUCAUUCCAAUCAGCAAGAAGUUUGAGCAUGGAGAAGCACUAGAUUUGAGUAUCAUCACCAGAUCUUCCUGUGACAAGCUUCUGAACUGUGACUUAGAUAAGGAUAAGAAGGAUGAGAUUUUCAACAAGUGUAAAGAUAUAUCUCAAGGCAUUGGCUCUUCAAAAAAUGAUGGUCUAGUGGAUUUAUCACUCACUACGUAG